Messenger RNA from Erythranthe guttata (spotted monkey flower), 2578 nucleotides. RefSeq names its product phytochelatin synthase 1 (PCS1). Gene Ontology annotation, molecular function: glutathione gamma-glutamylcysteinyltransferase activity; metal ion binding. Gene Ontology annotation, biological process: response to metal ion; phytochelatin biosynthetic process; cellular detoxification of cadmium ion. NCBI's taxonomy places the organism in Eukaryota, Viridiplantae, Streptophyta, Magnoliopsida, Lamiales, Phrymaceae. The record is from RefSeq and is a predicted model, not a curated record.
UUUAACUAAAGAAAGAAAUUCCAAUUCCCCAAUUCAUCACUUUCUUUCUUUUUUUGAAACUAUUUAUUUACGCGGGUUUAUCAAAUCCCCAAUUCUUGGGGAAUAAGUCAAAUCGGAGGAAACUCAAUCCCGCACACACAAAAGUGUGUACUGUGUGCUCCGAUGGCGAUGGCUGGUUUGUACAGGCGUAUUUUGCCUUCUCCUCCGGCAAUUGAUUUUGCUUCUUCCGAAGGCAAGAAACUGUUCACUGAGGCCAUUCACAAUGGAACCAUGGAAGGAUUUUUCAAGCUGAUCUCUUAUUUCCAGACACAAUCUGAGCCUGCUUACUGCGGUUUGGCUAGCCUUUCGAUGGUUUUGAAUGCCCUUGCUAUCGACCCUGGUAGAAAAUGGAAAGGUCCUUGGAGAUGGUUUGAUGAAAAUAUGUUAGAUUGCUGUGAGCCUCUGGAAAAGGUUAAGGAUAAAGGUAUUCCAUUUGGAAAAGUUGUAUGCUUGGCGCACUGUGCUGGAGCUAAUGUUGAAGCUUUUCGCACAAAUCAGAGUACCAUAGAGGAUUUCCGGAAAUAUGUCAUGGCGUGUUCCUCUUCAGAUGACUGCCAUGUGAUCUCAUCAUAUAACAGAGGAACAUUUUACCAGACAGGAACAGGUCAUUUUUCACCUAUUGGUGGAUAUCAUGCCGAAGGGGAUAUGGCACUGAUUCUAGAUGUUGCAAGGUUUAAAUAUCCUCCUCACUGGGUUCCGCUUGGUCUUCUUUGGGAAGCUAUGGAUACUGUUGACGAAUCAACUGGACUACACCGAGGGUUCAUGCUCGUGUCUAGGCGCCAGAGAGCACCAGCCUUGCUUUACACCCUGAGCUGCAAACAUGAGAGUUGGAUCACAACUGCAAAAUAUCUGAUGGACGACGUUCCAACGCUAUUAAGUUCAGACGAUAUGAAGAAUGUCGAGAACGUAUUAUCAGCCGUCUUCACAUCCCUGCCCUCUGAUUUUGCAGAGUUCAUCAAGUGGGUGGCUGAGAUUCGUAGAAAAGAAGACGGUGAUCAAGUUUUAAGCGAAGAAGAGAAAGGAAGGCUUACCAGCAAGGAGGACGUGUUGAAACAAGUGCAAGAAACUGGGCUUUACAAGCACGUGACUGAUAUUUUAUCUUCAGAAAAAUUUGUUUGCCAGGUUAAACAAACAUCGGGUGACCGAGAUAGUUUGUCUAAUAUAGCUGCUAGUGUAUGCUGCCAAGGGGCGGGAAUUUUGACCGGGAAAUCUGGCUUGUCGGAUAGGUUUUGCUGUAGGGAAACAUGCGUGAGAUGUUAUAGAGCUAUGAAUGGGGACAAGCCUGUUACAGUAGUUUCUGGAACAGUGGUCAAUGGUAAUGGAGAGCAAGGAGUUGACAUGUUAGUCCCUGUAUCUCAAACAGAGCUUAGCUGCUGCAUUUCUGGCUCGUGCGGUAUGCACCCGGCUAGCAAUGACAUAUUGACCGCACUUUUACUGGCAUUGCCCUCACAGACAUGGUCCGGUAUUAAAGACGAAAAGGUUUUGGAGGCAAUUUCUGGCUUAGUUUCGACAGAUGCACUUCCUCCAUUACUUCAGGAAGAGAUUUUGCAUUUGCGAGGCCAACUACUUAUGCUCAAGAGAUGCAAAGAUAACAAGGUUUCACAUGAAGUCAUUUCCUUAGGCAAGACUUUUCCGAACAAUGAAGGAAUGUUCUUCCAGCGAUUGAGUUCCUAUUCAAAACAGAAUUCGAAAAAUUCUCGUGUAAUAACUUCUUGUUCUAUCAACGUACUGUCAUUGCCUCACCGUGGAGUCUUCUCUCCGGGAAUCAUCGGACCUUGUAAGGAAAACAAUUCUAGGAUUGCAUAUCCGAAAAGCAGUUCUAUGAUUGCAUGUCCGAGAAGUGCAUUAUAUAACAAGCAGAGUAUGUGCUUAAGGAUACCACGCUGUUCGAAAUUAAUAAUUUAAUUUCGACUUCUUGAGUCGAGGGGUGGGGGGUGUGGUGGGGUGUUAGUAUAUACAAUACACAUACAUGAUUCUUGGUCCUCAAAUAUGUUGUUUAUAUUGAUUAGUUGAGUACAUCAUUGCGAGUGGAAACUUUUGCCCCUUUUUUAUGGUAAUCAAUAAGACUUUAAACUUGCGAAAAUUGUAUUUAUUUACAUCUUCUAGAUGCUAGCUAUACUUGAUGACCCAUUGUUGGGUAGUUUUCUACAUUUCGUUUACACACAAACACACACACACACAUGUACAUAAAUGCAUGUGUGGAGAAAAAUAUGAUGGAUUCAUACACAUGAUAUAAUUCACUGAAGUUCACCGAGUAUAAAAACCAUAAAUUGCCCAUGGGGAUAGAAGGCGAACUCGAACGAAACCAAAAUGCUGUACGACUCUAAACCAACAAUUUAAUGAAGUAUUCUCCAUGAAUGAAUGGAGGCUGAUUGAAACAAAAGUUGAGAUUGUUUUCUUUAUAUGAAAUCAAGAACAAUUUAAAUUUUCUCCAUGUAACAAUGGAGAUUAUCAGCUUCUUUCUGCUGAAACUCUCUAACUUUGCGUCUCAACUGACGAUAAACAAAUGAGACUUUAUCCCAAAAAAUAAAAUCAAGGG